Molecule: messenger RNA, 2547 nt
Organism: Ostreobium quekettii
Lineage: Eukaryota; Viridiplantae; Chlorophyta; Ulvophyceae; Bryopsidales; Ostreobiaceae
Source: the annotation of a GenBank genome assembly
AUGGCGGAGCGCUUUGAAGGACGCGGGGGCGACAAGUCUGCUCUCAGGAAAGGGAAGGAGCGGAAGGACAAGAUCGACCUGCCGAAUUGGAACGGGGCCUUUGGACUGCAGGAUGCACCUGCCCGGCUCCACAGGAACUGUUCAAGUUACACGGGUGCAAGAUCAGCUCGCCUACGGUGGUGCUGGCAAGGAGAAUUUAAAGAGCCUUGCCAUAGCUAUGGUACUGUGGUGGAUAUUGCUUCUGCAUCUUAUUGGAUUUGCAAAGCCAGCAAUGCUGAGGCAAAGGGGAAGUACCAGGAUGCAGCAAACAUACUGAUGGAAGGAAAGAGCAAAGGAGCCCAGCCAGAGACGGAUCUAGACAGGGGAUUGGAGGACAUUCAGCAACGCUGGCGGGCAGUGAAAGAUUUUGAAGAAAGAGAAGCAGUGGAGAAGGUGGAAUGUGGAAUUCAGAGAUUCUCUCAGUUCAGUGGCAGCCGUACUGUGACCCCCCGUUUCAAAACCACCAUUCCCAUUCCUCUGGCCCUCACACAGUCAAACCCUAGCACAUUGGACAGCAGGCCUGGUACGGCGCCCAUAUUGCCUAUCUUGUCAGGAAGGAAACGAUCGUCAGUUAGAUUCAAAUCAGAAGUGCAGGUCAUUGAGCCUGCCGAUGAAUCACACUUGCUGGCAGAAGCACGUUUUCCUGCACAGAUUGCUCAGGCCCUGGCUCUGCCAACCGUAGCCGCUGUUGAACACGUGGCGGAGCCUGGGGUUGCAGGCUGCCAACCUGCAGAUCCCUCAGCGCCUGGGGCACCCUACAGCCCGAUGCAGACCUCCCCGGCUCCGGCAAUUGAUGCAACUGGCACACAGAAGCCCAAACUGCAGGGGGUGAGGCUCAAUUUCCAAUCGGUGCUGGAUUCUGAGCAGCCUUGCAGCAGGGAUGACAGCAAGGUGCUGAUAGGGGGAGUGUGCAGGCAGGGAAAUGAGCAUAUGGGUGGUGACGUUGCAGGCCCUGCAACCCUCUCUACGAAAGAUGUGCUGGCGAGGAUGCUUGGACAAGUGUUUUGUGCAACUAUCUGCAAGAUGGAAACUGGGCAAGAUUAUGUGCCACAUGUUGCCAUGGAUGCACCAAUCUGCAGAUAUGAUGUGGAUUCAAGGAAGACUAAACAUCUAAAUCUGGGUCGGAUGUGUGUAAAUGGACUUCGCGAAGACUUGAAUGACAGCAUGGUUUCAAGGACCGAGCCAGGUGGCAGCGAUCGUGUCAGCAAGAGCACCGGCCUAGAAAAAUGUGAGCAAGGCCAGUGGCGUUGCAGCAUGCUAGGGCAGCUGGGACCCUUGCAGCACAUGGAAUUUAUGGCAAAAGGCGGCGCACAACAAUGCCAUGGACGAAUCCAAGCUGCCCAGGCAGGUUGUGGGGAUUCCCAAUCCCAUGUCUUUGGCAACUGUCCAGGUGCCACUGUCUCAACCGCAAGUUCAUGGGGUCCCCCCUCUCUGGGCCUUGCUGUGUCCACGCCUUCACCACUCUUGCGCACCUCGAACAGCAGUGUGCCUGGUGACAAAGAAGCGCAGUGCUCAUUGCAGUGGCAGAGAAGUCCACGGGCACCAGGUGUUGAGGGUCAACUGAGUCGACCAGCUGCAACUGCCAGACAGCAUCCCACUGGUGCACAGGAUAAAUUUGGUGCCUUUGUGUUUGACCUGAAGCCAAACGAUGGCCAGUUCACUGGUGCCUCCAAUCGAUUCCCUGCUGAUGGCUGUGGCAACCUACCUGGGGCUCCAUUUCCAUGCUUUGGCCCAAAUGUUUACAACGGCAGCUCAACAGACCAAGAUGGCAGUGCCAAGCUAGGGAUGGCAAGUGAGGGUGGCCCAAUGGUUACACCCUCCAUCAGCGGAAGCAACAAUUACUGCCUUGCGCCGCGAAGUCUUCUGCAGCGCCAUCUCUGGAGGGCUGGAGAUCCAACUGUCCAGCCAGACUCUUCUCAACCCUUGGGACCUCCCCUGUGCUCUGCGCCGACUCACCCUCCUGUAAAUACGUCAGCACAUGUGCUGAGCAAACAACGAAACAAAGGCAUGGCUGCCCGCUGCAUGCCUGCGCUGCCUUCACGGCAAGUACCACCCAACAGCUCAAGAGCGCAACCCAAAAAGCUGCAGCCCAGACCCCCCUGGCGACAUUCUACACAAGGACAGGCCAGGUCGCAUCCCUACACAGGUGUGGGUGUCAGAGGCGAUGUUGUUGGCUGGCCUGCGAAUGGCAGAAGCCAAACGUGGAGGGCAGGGGGUCAGCGGCAUGGGAAGAUACACCACAGACCUCAUCUGCACGAAGCAGAUGUGAGGGCAAGGAGAGUCAGGAAUGGAGUAGGGAUUGUGAGCAAGACAGCUGCACUGCCGGCGGCAGAGACAAGGGAGGCACAGCAAUCAAGCCGCCAGCUGGGCCCCUUGCAUGAGGUAAGACGCUCUGGUUUUCGCGCCACUCAGCAAGCAGCAUCAAACGCCGAAGGUGCACGAGAGAUGGGCAACCACUGUAGAACAGCAAAGGUCCCGCGAUGUGCUGGGAGGCCAGGCAAAACGUGA